AUUUUGGGAGCAUGGCGUCGGUUUUCUCAAGUUUGGAUGCCUGCAACUCUCCCUCUCUCACAUGGCCACUGCCGCCAGAACGAGUUCCUAUGGAUGGAAAAGAAAGGAGGAUAUAUAGAUAAGGGUAAUUUUGGGUCAAGGCUAGAGAUGCUUUAAGAGGCCUAUAAAUUGCACCCCAAAGCCCUCCCUCAAACAUAGGAAUUAAGAUUUCACACCACACAGAGAGAGAGAGAGAGAGAGAGAGAGAGAGAGAGAGAGAGAGAGAGAUGGAGGCAUUCCCAGUCAUUGACAUGGAGAAACUGAAUGGUGAAGAAAGAGCAACAACAAUGGAUAUGAUCAAGGAUGCCUGUGAGAACUGGGGCUUCUUUGAGUUGAUGAAUCAUGGUAUAUCCGUUGAGCUGAUGGACACUGUGGAGAGACUAACAAAGGAGCAUUACAAGAAGUGCAUGGAAGAAAGGUUCAAGGAAAUGGUUGCAAGCAAGGGUCUUGAGGCUGUUCAGUCCGAAAUCGACGACCUGGACUGGGAAUCCACCUUCCACUUGCGUCACCUUCCCGUUUCGAACAUGUCCGAAAUCCCCGAUCUCGAAGAAGAUUACAGGAAGGCAAUGAAGGAAUUUGCUGGAAAACUAGAAAAGCUAGCUGAGCAGCUCCUGGACUUACUAUGUGAGAAUCUUGGGAUAGAGAAAGGGUACCUCAAGAAGGCUUUCUAUGGCUCCACGGGUCCCACCUUUGGCACCAAGGUCAGCAACUACCCUCCAUGUCCCCGGCCGGAGCUGAUCAAGGGCCUCCGGGCCCACACUGACGCCGGUGGCCUCAUCCUGCUCUUCCAAGACGACAAGGUCAGCGGACUCCAGCUGCUCAAGGACGGCGAAUGGGUCGAUGUCCCGCCACUCAAACACUCCAUUGUGAUCAACAUAGGUGACCAACUUGAGGUAAUCACAAAUGGAAAGUACAAGAGUGUGAUGCACCGUGUCAUUGCUCAGCCGGAUGGCAACAGAAUGUCAGUAGCCUCAUUCUACAAUCCGGGCGGUGAUGCCGUCAUCUAUCCAUCACCUGCACUAGUGGAGAAAGAAGAAGAGAAAAAGCAAGUGUAUCCGAAAUUCGUGUUUGAGGACUACAUGAAGCUAUAUGCUGGUCUCAAGUUCCAGGCCAAGGAGCCAAGGUUUGAAGCCAUGAAGGCCGUGGAAGGUACCGUUAACUUGGAUCCGAUUGUAACAGUUUGAGUUCGUUUAAAAGAAGUCAACCGUGUUUGUCUGUGUUUAUGUGUUCGUAAGGCUAAUAAGGUAAUUACUCAAACCUAAAUUGUUAGUUUAGCCUAGUUCUUUCGGUUAUCGGAUGCGUUGAUCAGAGGGUUGGGUUGGCUUGUCUUGGAGUUUAUAAAUAAGUAUAGAGCUUGUCUUGGAUUUGAAGGUGUUGAUGUCUGGCUGUGGGGGUAUAUGUAUUGUGUUAUAUACAGUAACAAGAUUUGCCUUUUUAAUGUGAAAUGUUUGGUGAAAACUGAAAA
Messenger RNA from Rhododendron vialii, 1504 nucleotides. RefSeq names its product 1-aminocyclopropane-1-carboxylate oxidase. The coding region runs from base 267 to 1223 and encodes 318 amino acids. The record is from RefSeq and is a predicted model, not a curated record. Lineage: Eukaryota; Viridiplantae; Streptophyta; Magnoliopsida; Ericales; Ericaceae. The transcript is spliced from 4 exons.